Molecule: messenger RNA, 1549 nt
Organism: Serinus canaria (Common canary)
Lineage: Eukaryota; Metazoa; Chordata; Aves; Passeriformes; Fringillidae
Gene: DOLPP1
Product: dolichyldiphosphatase 1
Exons: 8
Coding region: 75-791 (238 amino acids)
Biological process (GO): lipid biosynthetic process; protein N-linked glycosylation
Cellular component (GO): endoplasmic reticulum membrane; intracellular membrane-bounded organelle
Molecular function (GO): dolichyldiphosphatase activity
Source: RefSeq, a predicted model, not a curated record
CCCGCCCAUUGGCCGCACCGCCCCUCAAGAGCGUCCCGAUUGGCCGUAGCGGCCCGGCCCGGUAUCCGGGUAAGAUGGCCGCAGUCGGGGAGUGCUCGCUGCCCGCGCCGUGGCGGCCGGUCUCCCUCACUCACGUCGAGUAUCCCGCAGGUGAUUUCUCUGGCCAGCUUUUAGCUUAUUUGAGUCUUGGUCCAAUAUUCAUUAUUGUUGGCUUUGUAACACUCAUCAUAUUCAAGAGAGAGCUUCACACGAUCUCUUUCUUGGGAGGGCUGGUGUUCAACGAGGCAGUGAACUGGUUAAUAAAAAAUGUAAUCCGGGAGCCUCGGCCGUGCGAAGAAGCCCAUUCAACAGUGACCACAAAAUAUGGGAUGCCAUCCAGCCACUCCCAAUUCAUGUGGUUUUUCUCUGUCUAUUCUUUUCUGUUCCUUUAUUUAAGAAUGCACCAAACAAACAACGCGAGGUUUCUGGAUUUGCUAUGGCGACAUGUGCUGUCCAUCUGCCUCGUCACAGUGGCUUUGCUAGUCUCAUAUAGUAGGGUUUAUUUGCUUUACCACACCUGGAGCCAAGUCCUAUAUGGAGGUGUGGCAGGAAGCAUCAUGGCCAUAGCCUGGUUUGCCUUCACACAGGAGAUCCUAACUCCCCUCUUCCCGAGGAUAGCUGCGUGGCCAAUUUCAGAGUUCUUUUUAAUCCGAGAUACCAGCCUCAUUCCUAACAUCCUGUGGUUUGAAUACACAGUCACAAGAGCAGAAGCAAGGAACAGACAGCGCAAGCUGGGUACGAAGCUGCAGUGACCGGAACGUGGGGACCAGGGCGCGCUUUAACAGAGACAGACAAGAGCAGAGACCUGGGAGCAGCAAGGAGCCUUUUUACAGACGGACCAAAGGAACAGGCAGGGACCAUACCCAAAACCUGAAAGCCUUUGCUCUGCUUUAGCAGCUAAGCUGGAUGCUCCCUGAUGCAUGUGGGACCGUGCAGGAGUAGAAACUCAUUUUGAACACAGAUGCACAUGGUUGGAUGUACCAUCGUGUCUACGUCAGGGGAGGGGGGAGAAAAUGCCUGGUGUCGUGUUUGGGGGAGGGAAAACCAAAAACGAAUCCUUUCUGUGACUUUUUUUUUCAGCAUGAAAUAUACACACUAUUUAUUUAUUUUUUUAAAUGGAACUAUUGUUUAUGGGGUGGGUGAGGCGUUGAUUGUGUGUUUUGCUUUUUUUUUUUUUACAUUUUUUUUGGAAGAAGAUGACAAAACUAUAAUUUCAAGUUGGUCAUGUUUAAUUAGGGCUUCUAAAUCUUACAUGGUUCUUAGGAGGGAGGGGAUCUAGGAGGGGUGACCAAGACAGAAGGGAGAGGAAGACUUUCCUUUCUGCAGUCAGUUUGGGAGAUCAAAAUCAAUUCCAACUGUACUUUGUACAGACAAAAAGACAGACUAUAAAGAUCUGAUUUUUAACACUAGUGACAGUUCUGCAGGGAAUCCUGCACAAAAACCAGUUAAGGGGAGUGUGUGUGUAAAACAAAGGAAAAACACAAAUAUACUGACUCUUAAUUUUUUUCCA